AUGCCACGGUCUUCACAGGAGGAAGUGGCCUUUCUCAUGUCACAGGAGGUAUGGGGCAAAAUCCUGUUCCUAAACGCCAUGAAAGGUGAAUGGGAAGAGGUUAAGGAGGCCUAUAGAUCACAGAGUUCCGAAGUUCAAAAGAUGAAGAUCACCAGAGCGGGGGACACUGCUCUACAUAUCGCUGCUUCGUAUGGCCUGACAAAAAUUGUGUUGCAGUUGUUGGAAAUCAUUGGAGACUGUGCAUCCAAGUCCAACAUCUUGAAAAUAGAAAAUGACAAAGGCAACACACCUCUCCAUUUAGCCGCUACAAUUGGGGAUGUGGAAAUGUGCCAUGCAAUGACCACCAUAGACCCCGACCUCGUGUCGUCUCGCAACCAUGAGAAUGAAACCCCUCUCUUCUUAGCAGCUCUUCAUGGAAAGGAAAAGGCUUUUUUUUGCCUUCAUUCUCACUGUGAACAAAACUGCCAUUCGUUUAGAACAAAAAAUGGUGAUACCAUUCUCCAUGCAGCUAUCUCCGGUGAAUACUUGAGUUUGGCAUUCCAGAUCAUUCUGUGGCACCCACACCUUGUUAAUUAUAUGAAUGAGAGUGGCUUCUCUCCGCUGCAUAUUCUCGCCAAUACUCCAUCAGCAUUCAAUAGCAGUAGCCGCCUUAGGCCGUUGGAUCGUCUCAUAUACAAAUGUUUGAUUGUUGAAGAGCUAAAAGGGGAAGAGGACAUAAAGAAAAUUUGUCCCCAAGAGAAACAACCAGAAAGCAAUAUCAAUAUGAGUUCUGAAUCUGAUCAAACAUCCCUUGACCCAAAAACAAAAAAAAAAUCUGAUCAAACAUUAACUAAUUCAUGGCGAAAUAUAUGUUGUUCUCCCAGUCCAACUAAGAGAGGAAAUAAAAACGAAGCUGCUAGAGAUGCAGAGAAUCCCCCACAAGCUACGAACCAACGACCGGAGCAGGAAAGAAAAAGUCAUCCCAAUUAUAUUUAUGCCUCAUUUGUUAACUUUUUAUGCUUAAUCAUCACGAAGGCCUUGGUAGAGAUCGAUCGUUUUUUGCCAAGUGGAAUUUUGAGCAUAGACAAAAUCAACGGCGAGAAAAGGCGACAUAAAUGGGCUACUCAGGUCAUGAAGGAAUUGGUUAAGAAUACUUCUUCAUACAUGUCUGAACAAACUCCCGGAGAAACUCGAGCAGUGGAUGAUGAAAGUUUUGAAGAAGUUCCUAAUAAACCUGUUACCGAAUCAGGGGAGGAGACAAAGAUGGGAGUAAGUGAAAUGGUUGACGAAAUCUUAGAACAUUAUCCAGUGGCUAUCCAGGAUGUGGACUCAGAAAACAAGAAUGUUGCACUCUUGGCAGUUGAGAACAGGCAACCCCAUGUUUACAAAUUGCUGCUAAAGAGAGAGAAGCAAAUCGAAAGCUUGUUACGUCAGGUGGACAAGACAGGUAACAAUGCAUUGCAUCUUGCUGCUAAAUAUGGAAGUUAUCGGCCAUGGCUUACUCCAGGUGCCGCACUACAAAUGCAGUGGGAACUCAAGUGGUUCACGUUUGUCCAAACUUCCAUGCCAUCCCAUCUAUCUGUUCGCUCCAACAUUGAAGGUCAGACACCCAAGGAGAUCUUCACAACUUCACACAAACCUCUGCAAAAAGAAGGCAGUAAUUGGCUCGUCAAAACCUCCGAGUCAUGCUCUGUCGUCGCUGCGCUCAUUGCUACUGUUGCAUUUGCAACAUCAGCAACUGUACCAGGAGGACUCGAUAAUGAAACGGGUGAACCGGUUUUCAAAGACAAGCCAGCGUUCGAUGCCUUCACCAUCUCAUCACUGGUUUCUCUCUGCUUGUCAGUAACUGCCUUGGUCUUCUUUCUUUCCAUUAUUACAUCUCGAUACGAAGCACAUGAUUUUUCCAUCAACUUGCCCCGGAAACUUUUGCUGGGUUUAACAUCACUCUUCGCAUCGAUAGCAUCCGUGUUAGUCUCAUUUUGUACCGGCCAUCUUUUUCUCCUUGAUCGACAACUGAGAUAUGUGGCAUAUCCAUUAUAUGCAGCGACUUGCUUGCCGGUUACCAUUUUCGCUCUUGCCCAGUUGCCCCUCUACUAUGAUCUCAUAAGGGUCAUGUUCGGAAAGGUUCCACAGCGUAGCUACAAGGAAUAUAGACACUAUUAACUUAACUGGGACUCGACUCGAUCAUCUAUUGCCGCUAUAAUUAAAAUUGUGUUUUUCCAAUAUAGUCUUCUUUUCUUUUUCUUUUUUUGGGAGGAAAC
Molecule: messenger RNA, 2240 nt
Organism: Prunus avium (sweet cherry)
Lineage: Eukaryota; Viridiplantae; Streptophyta; Magnoliopsida; Rosales; Rosaceae
Source: RefSeq, a predicted model, not a curated record